Molecule: messenger RNA, 803 nt
Organism: Amphimedon queenslandica
Lineage: Eukaryota; Metazoa; Porifera; Demospongiae; Haplosclerida; Niphatidae
Product: protein NATD1-like
Exons: 2
Coding region: 408-692 (94 amino acids)
Source: RefSeq, a predicted model, not a curated record
AAAUCCAAACUGGAUCGGAAGCAAAUGUAGGCAUAUUUACAUUGUAAAGGUCAGAGGUUAUAAGGUAUUAUAGGUAAUGCUAUGAAUGUACUUGUAUAGCAAGGUUAAUAUGGUAUAGGUACACCUAUUGAGGAUCAUUGAAUGGGUUGCAAGCACUUGCAACCUCAACCUACAAUGAUGCUACUUGUAAUUAGCAAAGUGUUCAUUUUUCAACUAAGUCCUAGCUCCUAAGUAGGUAGUAAUGUACAGCCUGGACAGAGCCUUUGUGUGAUGGGAUUGACAUUACGGCUGCAGGUUGUCAAAAUAGUUCUGGCUCUUUUGUAGUCUGCUCAUUGGGCCUGAGUUAGAUUCUAAUUGGUAGGUGUGGUUAUUACAUAUCAGAACAUUGCUGAAUUCGAUUGCUGAUAAUGGCUGGUGUCCAGGCUACUCACAGUCCUUCCUUACGUAAGUUCAGUAUAGUUAUUGAUGAAGAAGAAGCUGUUCUGCUUUACAGAGAUGAAGGAGGUAAUACAUGGGAUGCCUAUCACACCGAAGUGCCUCCUAGUCAGCGUGGGAAAGGUCUAGGGGCAGUACUAGCUCAAGCAUUGUUUGCUCAUGUUAGCAAUAACAACCUAAGGAUACGUGUGUCUUGUACUUAUUUACAGCAUUAUGUAACCAAACAUCCUGAAUUGAACAAGUAUUGUGUUUCUUAACUUUUUUUAUUAUUAUUAUUUUUUUUUAUUGUUAAGUUAAAUAGUUUCAACCUGUGGUUUGUUUGGAUUGUUCUUUAAUAUCCAUUGAGCCAACCACUCCUGUUAAUAAUA